Molecule: messenger RNA, 1450 nt
Organism: Ruditapes philippinarum (Manila clam)
Lineage: Eukaryota; Metazoa; Mollusca; Bivalvia; Venerida; Veneridae
Product: tenascin-like
Source: RefSeq, a predicted model, not a curated record
UGCGAAUAUUUAGUACGCAAAACCUUUUUUCCAGAUUCAUCCCCUAACUGGGGCAAACAUUUACUUGAAAGAGUUCGUCGACAAUUGACACCAGUAAAUCUUGGCCAGGAUUGUGAUGAUCCCGGAGUGUCUUGUGCAUUAGGAAAUGGAGGUCCCAGUGCUAUAUGUGGUCCAGUACCAAUGGACGAGGUCAAUAAGUGUCAGUGUCCCCCAAUGUUCACUUCCAGACUUGAAUGUUUACAACCAUGUACCACUAACGCCGACUGUCCUACUAACUCUGUUUGCAACGUGCGCUGUUCACCACCAUGUUCACCAAGACUCUGUAUCAAUGGACAGUGUCCGCCACCAGCGGUGUGCAAUGCCAACAAUAUUUGCCAGGAACCAUGUAUUUACCCACCUGGAUUUACACCCCCAGUAUUUCCUCCUGGAUUUCCGUUUCCACCUGGAUUCCCGCCUGGAUUUCAAGGAAGAAAAAAACGAUCGAUCGGUUCAUCUGUAAGAUUAAGGUGUACAGAACCCAAUGGUCAAGUUUGUAAAAAUGAUCUUAACGCAUUGUGUCAGAACGGAGUGUGUGAGUGUAAAUCUGGUUCAUCACUGAUCAACGGAUUGUGUAUAAUAGAUGGUUCAGCUGGUGGGCGGUGUGACGGGGGAGGACGUGACAAGUGUAGCAAAGACUUGAAAGCUGAAUGUAAGAACCCCGGUACCUCUAACUGUAUAUGCGAAUGUAAACAGGGCACAUCUAAAGUAAAUGGAUUGUGUAUGACAAAUGGCCGUGCUGGAGGAAGAUGCGACGAUAAUAAUGAAAAAUGUCCUAAAGACAGAAAUGCUGUAUGUCAAAAUCCCCGCACUGGAUUAAGUUUGUGUAUUUGCAAGCCUGGGACAACACUAAAUAAUGGGAUGUGCAUCACUGAUGGAACAUGCCUUGGACGAUGUAUUGAUGGCGAUGAAAAGUGUCCGAAUGACCCACAGACGGAAUGUAUUAACGGACUGUGCCUGUGCCGUGAAGGUUCGUCCAAGGUCAGCGGAAUGUGUAUGAGAAAUGGUGCUCCUGGUGGAAGAUGUCAAGAUGGUAUAUGUGAUAAAGACCCUAAUUCUGAAUGUAUCAACGGUGUAUGUUUGUGUCAACCAGGGUCUUCCAGACAACAAGGAGAAAAUUGUAUCCCAGACGGAAUGCCGGAUGGGAACUGCACGAGUAUGGGAAUGUGUCCGGGGGACAUGAUGUGUGACUGUAACAAUGCUCAUUUCUGUCGGUGCAAGAGUGGAACUCAGAGAAUCGGUCGUGGGUGUGAAGGGGAUGGACUUCAAGGCGGAAGUUGCUAUUUUGGGAAAUGUUACGGACGAUAUGCACAAUGUGACCCAAAAACUUACACGUGUUUCUGCAUCCCCGGUGCAAUACCUUUGUACGGUCAUUGUAUAGAUGCGCGUUACUUGCAGUAUCUGCAAUCAAAGA